AACCUACUAGAACCUACUCGUUGUCCAUUUGAUCUUAUUUGCAUCAUGGCUGACUCUGAAGAUCAGAAGCUAAACGCUCAUUUCAAGGAAGAUAUGUGCUCAAUUAUUUCGCUAUUGUUUCUAUGCCCACCUGAAGUUCGCCAGAUGGCCCGCUCGUGGAUGACAACGUUCUACAAUAUGGGAGGCAACAUUUUGGACAAACAGAUGCGCAACCGCUAUACAGCGUACAUGCUGAUGCAACUAGAGCUGAACCGCACGUUGAGUAAACCCUUUGACGAACCAGCUCCGGAUCAUAUUCAUUUACCGUUGGUAAAAAUCAUUGAUGCCGAUACUUAUAUUCAGUUCUUUGAGCGAUGUGAAAAAUACUACCUAACCAAGAAGGGAUCCUCGGGGGAUCAAGAAAUGGAAGACAUCUGCAUGAAGCCGAGUGAUUUCCUCUACAGGCUACCGCCCAUCCAAUCGGGAGUGGUCGUGUAUGGCGCCUGCUUCAGCAAAAAUGACCAAUGAAAACAUCCAUCUCCUUCAGUGGAACCAUCGAACGAUCGAUCGAAAUUAAACGUUCUUUCUCCCCCUUUUGGCCACGUAGCGUCAUUAGCAAUCCGGAUCAGUUAUUUAUAUCACGUUUACCAACCAUCGAAAAAAAAAACAUGGACGGCUCCGGCCAUAUUCAAAUGUAA
Messenger RNA from Aedes albopictus (Asian tiger mosquito), 677 nucleotides. RefSeq lists its product as uncharacterized. The transcript is spliced from 3 exons. The record is from RefSeq and is a predicted model, not a curated record. NCBI's taxonomy places the organism in Eukaryota, Metazoa, Arthropoda, Insecta, Diptera, Culicidae. Bases 46 to 507 code for a protein of 153 amino acids.